UCAACUGAUAUUGACAAACAAAUGUGAACAAAUUCACUGAUUUUCUGUUUUCUGUAUUGCGUUUUUUAAUGUUCUAAAAAUUCAGAAAUUUGGUUUGGAUAUCUUCAUAUUUCGACUACAAAUUAUUUGAGUGUGAUGUAAACUUGGAACUAAUCAUAAAACGAAAAAAAUGACUUCGACUGACCACAGUUUCCGUCACAGCAAACAUUCCAUACCAAUUGAUAUUUUGGAUGACCUCUGCAGCCGAUUCAUAAUCAACUUGCCCCCAGAAGACCGGGGCAAUCUGGUCAGGAUCUGCUUUCAAAUAGAGCUGGCCCACUGGUUCUACCUGGACUACUACUGCACCGAUGAGUCCACACGACUCAACCCUUGCGGGAUUAGAGAGUUUGCAGCUCAUAUAUUUCAGCACGUCCCCCAACUCAGAGAGCACAUAAGAAACCUUGACGAAGUUCUAGACAACUGGCGAGAAUAUAAGCAGACAGUACCAACAUACGGAGCCAUCCUACUGGACAGCGACCUGACCCAUGUGCUGCUGGUGCAGUCCUAUUGGACCAAGGCUUCUUGGGGCUUCCCCAAAGGCAAGGUCAAUGAAGAUGAGGAGCCGUGGAAAUGUGCUGCUAGAGAAGUGCUCGAGGAAACAGGCUUUGAUAUCACAGGCCUGAUAAACAAACAAGACUACGUCGAAGCAUUAAUCCACGACCAAAUAGUUCGCCUUUACAUAAUUGGCUACAUACCGCGCGACACGAAGUUUCAACCGAGGACUAGGAAUGAGAUAAAAGCCUGCGAGUGGUUUCCCAUAGCAGACCUACCCGCAAAUAGGAAAGACAUGACUCCCAAAGUCAAAAUGGGCGUCGGCCCAAACGCGUUUUUCAUGGUGUUGCCAUUCGUCAAACGCAUGCGACGCUGGGUUUCGGAACGGAAGCAAAAAGUUUUUAAACGAACGCGCCACAAAUCGAUGGGAGAAAUCGAAUCGGUCAAGGGAAAAAAUAAAUCCAUUUCUCAAGGUUUAGAGAACGAGAUACACGACUACCAACAGAGUUCUGAACAUAAAUAUAACAAAAGUCAUGGUAAUAAUUCGCAUACAAAGAAUGGCAACACUGCUAACGAGAAAAGAAAGGGCGGGAAAAUGGCCAAACGUCAACUCUUUACACCACAAAAUACGCGUACAACCAAUUUGUCGCCGGAGAAUAAAGAUAAUGAGGGUGAAGGUCCAACAAAUGAGGGGGAAGAAAAUAAUUCGUAUGUAAUGAACUUUGUCGCACCGUCGUGGGCUAAUUUCAGAUUUGACAGGCGCGCCAUCUUGGAUUGCCUGUCUUGAGCAAAAGGGGUCUUAGUAUUAGAAUGGAUCUCAAGUUUUAAAGUAUAGUGUGCGCAAAAUAAGCAGUCUAAUCUGAAGUUGUAAAAUGACGGUUUGCGCCGGUCUUUGGCUAAAGAAUAAAUCGAAACCUCUACAACUGCCGAUAGAUAGCGCUAGUUGUAUAUAGUAAAAUUGACUUUCUAAAGCUUGGUAUUGGUAAUUUUCUCCUCUUUCAUUUGAUAUCUCACUCAAUACGAUAGCAAAAAAAAUUAAUUUACACCUGAUUCAUCAAAAUCGACUCAGUAGUCUGGGCGCUACGGUGGAACACAUAUACAAACUUACAUAUAUAGACUGUCAAAAUCAUAACGCUUUUGGCCUUGCCGUAGUCGGGUAAUAAAUAAAAA
Molecule: messenger RNA, 1701 nt
Organism: Maniola jurtina (meadow brown)
Lineage: Eukaryota; Metazoa; Arthropoda; Insecta; Lepidoptera; Nymphalidae
Gene: DCP2
Product: m7GpppN-mRNA hydrolase
Exons: 4
Coding region: 170-1318 (382 amino acids)
Biological process (GO): nuclear-transcribed mRNA catabolic process, nonsense-mediated decay; deadenylation-dependent decapping of nuclear-transcribed mRNA
Cellular component (GO): cytoplasm; P-body
Molecular function (GO): manganese ion binding; 5'-(N(7)-methylguanosine 5'-triphospho)-[mRNA] hydrolase activity; RNA binding
Source: RefSeq, a predicted model, not a curated record